Molecule: messenger RNA, 1600 nt
Organism: Papilio polytes (common Mormon)
Lineage: Eukaryota; Metazoa; Arthropoda; Insecta; Lepidoptera; Papilionidae
Exons: 3
Coding region: 136-1446 (436 amino acids)
Biological process (GO): regulation of transcription by RNA polymerase II
Cellular component (GO): nucleus
Molecular function (GO): zinc ion binding; transcription cis-regulatory region binding; DNA-binding transcription factor activity, RNA polymerase II-specific
Source: RefSeq, a predicted model, not a curated record
ACUUCAACUGUCAGUUGUCCAAAUAACCAAAUAUUGAUUUUUCCAUUCGCAGUACAAAAAAGAAAUAAACUCUCAUUAAUGUUAUAUAUGUAAUGUGUACAUAUCUUUUUUGAAUUACAGGAUUUUUACUAAACAAUGACUGAGUUAAAUGAACUAAACAUGGAUCCGACUCAAGUUUGUCGCGGUUGUUUGACCUCGAGCGGGGAAAUGAAAAAUAUGAUUGAAUACGGUCUUUUAGAGGAUUUUUAUAAGUUUAGUGAAGUAAAGGUGGAUAAACCAGAUAUACUAUCAGGCCUCCUUUGUGCCUCCUGUGAGGAGGCUCUAAUAGAGUGCCGCGUCUUCAGACUGCUUUGUCAACAGAGUGAUAAUGCUUUGAAGAAUGCUAUAAAGUUGCAGUCGAGUACACACACAGAAGAUACUCAACAAAAUAAUAUUCAGUUUACCUUCUAUAAUAAAAAAAUAAUAAUAAUGAUAACAGCACCAGACAUGAAUUCGAAAAUAAUUUUAACAUGUCCAUACAAUUGUUCCGAAACGUUCAAUAAGAAACCAGAAUUAUUAAGACAUUUAAUGGCGAAACAUCAAGUGGAAAAAGACUUUAAAAUAGAACUACAAUAUUACUGUACGAUAGAAAACUGCGCUUAUAACGUAAAUAUAAAAAACAAACAUUUUUCAGGUAGAAAAUUUCUAAAUCAACACUACAAUAAUGUCCAUAUACCUAAAAAUAUCAACUGCGAUACAUGCAAACUGUCUUUUCCAACUCAAAUAAGUUAUGAACGUCACAUUCCAACUUGUAACUACACUUACGAGUGCGCUAAUUGUCACCAAGUAUAUAAAACUAAUGAAAGGUUACUCGUACAUUUGAUGAGGAAACAUCCCAUGUUACAUAAACAGUAUAAAAACGAGAGAAAAGCGGAAAAGAGGAAAUUAAAAACCGAAUCAAAGGAAAAGGAAUAUUUCUGCGAUAGCCCUAAAAGGUCGUUCGCGACACAAACUUUAAAUAUAGAAGAUAAUUUAAAGAAUGAUGUGGUUUUACCAUUAUGGCCGGAGAAAGAAGAAACGAGAACGGAUGAAAUAUCAACACAAACAGUGUUUGAAGAUUUAUUAUCUUUGAAAUCACAAGCGAGUGAAGAUUCUAUUUAUUUUACGGAGACAGUAUCUGAUAUACAAACACAGACGUUCAAACAAUUUGGCUUAACAUCAAAUAAGGAGACUUUAACGGAGAGAUCUCCCGAUCUAAGUAUUAAGGAAACCCAGACAUGCUUAUGUUUGUAUGAUUCUCCGAAGUUCAAUUGCAAAUUGUUUGAAAGUGUAUCUUCAAGCCCUGUUAUGAAUUUGACGUCGACAGAAACGCAGACAGCUAAUUUUUCAUCUAUUGAUGUGUUCUUAGGCUUCAAUACUGCUGAAACUCAGACAAGUUUCGAUGAGAUUUUAAAUAGUGAUUUAUGAUUUUAAUUUUGGUUUAAUUGUAAUUUAAACUAUUGUUAUAUAUUAUUCAGGGAUAAUUUAACAUUCUUAUGGUAAAGGAAGUUUUUUUAUAAUAUAAGGUGGCAAACGAGCAAGCGGCCUGAAUCCACCGAAAUAGAAAGCAACUGCCCAUAAA